Molecule: messenger RNA, 810 nt
Organism: Metopolophium dirhodum (rose-grain aphid)
Lineage: Eukaryota; Metazoa; Arthropoda; Insecta; Hemiptera; Aphididae
Exons: 1
Coding region: 1-810 (269 amino acids)
Source: RefSeq, a predicted model, not a curated record
AUGAGAGUGUACCUUAGAGGCGAUCCUGAGGCAGAGGAUUUUUCCAACUUACUCCUUCAAAUAGGAAAUGGAGAUUUACAAGAAGAUGAUGAUAGGAAAGUGAACAUUCCAAACAAUUUGUGUUCAGUUGUCAAGGAUCUAAAAAGUUUGAGUGAGCAAAUAUAUCCGAAUUUAAAUAUUUUACAUUCAGAAAACCUGACUUGGCUGAACGAAAGAGCCAUUCUUACACCAAAUAAUGACACUGCAGCAAGCAUCAACGACUCCUUAUUGGACCAGCUUCCUACUGAAAUGGCGAAAUAUUCAUCUGUGGACUCUGUUGUGGAGUUAGAUGAUGUAGUUAAUUACCCUGUAGAGUUCCUUCACACUUUAUAUCCACCAGGAAUUCCACCUCACAAUCUAUGUUUAAAAAUUGGAGCUCCAAUAAUGCUAUUGCGUAACCUUAUACCUCCAAAACUUUGUAAUGUGACACGACUUCGGGUAAAGACCUUACAUAAACAUGUAAUUGAAGCAACUAUCUUUACAGGCUGUGGUAGGGGAGAAACAGUUUUUCUACCAAGAAAACCUUUAAUUCCAUCUGACUACCCCUUUCAAUUCAAACGGCUACAGUUUCCCAUAAAGGUAUGUUUUGCCAUGACAAUUAAUAAAGCUCAAGGACAGUCUUUGAAAGUGGCCGGAGUGGAUUUAAGGAAUGACUGUUUCUCCCAUGGCCAAUUAAACGUAGCCUGUUCACGUGUAAGCUCUCCUGAUAGUCUGGUAAUACUGCUUCCCGAAGGAAGAACCAAAAAUAUUGUAUACAAGGAGGUACUAUAA